AGGGGAGAUCACGUGCCUGCACCUGAUCGACCGAAUAAUAGCGGUUAGUCGGUGUUCCCGCGAUUAAAUCCUCUCUCUUUCAAAACCCUAAUACAAAAUUCCCAUAUGAAUUUGAUUUUGAAAUGAUGGCUACUAAGGAAACUAAAAUGAGAUCGUUAAAACAAUCAGGAGGAAUAAGCGGGCACAUGUCCAUCCUCCACCGGCGUCUCCACCAUGCUCUCAGCCUUGGCACCAGAGUUUAUGAUGGAAAGGAAUCGAAGUGGCAGUGUACUGAUAUUGAGAUACAAAGACACGUAGUUCGGUCAAUUGCUUCAUUUCUUGAUUGUAUUUCAGGAGACAAUGUACACCAUCCUCUAGUAAAGGACUCAAUAAUGGAUAUAGUUGGGGCAUUGGUGUGGAUUCUUCAAAACAAAAGUAAGGCUGUAUUAACCAUCACAGCUAAUUUGGUAGAAAAGUUGAUCAACAUCUUGCCAAAUACACUGCUGCAGUCGUAUUAUCUGGAUUUUAUUCGUCUGUUGCCAUCCCUCUUAUCGUCUCAUCAAGUAGAAGUAUCUAGGUCAUGUACUACUGCACUGAAUAUGAUCUUUUUAAAUCUGAGUGCGAAAAAGGAGAAACAGGUUUGGGAUAUUUUGAUUGAAACAGAAACUGUUUCUCGUAUUGUUGGUUGCAUAAAGGAAUUCUCUGAUUGUGCUAUGUCCAUUGAAUGUUUCCAAGAGAUGUCUUCUCUUUUGGGCACAAUUCUACAUCGCUGGCCGCCAUCUCGGUAUUCUGUUUGGAAUGAUGCUAAACUAUUAGAAGUUUUGGAGAUUAUGCGUGUAAAACCUGAUUUUUCUGUUAAGGUUUCAGUUUUGAAGCUUUAUUCUGCAUUAGCACUAUGUGGUAAUGGGGCAAAGAAGCUUCUAGAAAAUGGAGAAGCUAUUCUACAUAUGAUGGCUCUUUGCAUGGACAGAUCCUACUCCCUUUUCAUUCGGAUUGAAGGAUUUAGGCUUGCCCAAUGCUUAAUGAUAAAUGAACAGGGAUGUUUAAAAGUAAUGAGCUUGUGUUGUGAGCCUAUUGUUAGUGCUAUAAUUGAUGGAAUGAGUGGAUGGACCUCAAAUUCAGGGAAGAUUGGCAAUGAUGAGAUGUCAUUGCUGGUGGAAGCUUGUCAUCUGGCUCUUAUGAUAAAUCGAUGGGCAGGGAAGCAUCAUGCUUACUUGUGGAAGCUAGGGAUUGACCAAGUCCUCCUUGAUCUUCUUUUUGAUUUUCAUAAUGGGCCACUUAAACUUGCCCUGUCACUGCAAGAACAGAUAUCUUUAGCACAGGAAGGUCUCAAGGCCAAUUUUCUUCUUGGCUUGAGGCCAUAUAUUUGGGACCUUCUUGGCUGGCUCGCAGCACAUUGUAAUGAAGAUUUCAGCCCAAGCAUGUUUGGCCGUGAACUUAAAGUUGACAUCCUGAUUAUGUGUGCAUGCAUAUCUUUUGUGGAUUCAAUUCGCCAAGGGCGGCAAAUAUGUGUAUAUGAUUUAACUGAUACAUCCGGAGGGGAAUCAGCAUCAAGGGCAAUGUUGAUGAUGCUUUAUUCUCCCUGCAAAUAUAUUGCAUCAAAAGUAAGAGAUAUACUGCAUGAAAUUCUAAAGCCAACCAGCAACGAGUAUGUGAACUACCUAUUGCGUACUCUAAAUAUUAGACCAUCCAAGGAUAACCUAGGAAUCCCUUACGUACUUCGAACUAGCAUGAACUUAGUGGGGUUGAUGUGCUAUUCUGGUUUACCACAGUAUCAAUGUUAUAUUGUUAAAAAUGGAGGAAUAAAGACACUUCUGGGUUUGAUAAGGUGGUGCUUAAGCAAUGGUAUCCAUAUAGGCAGGCCGAGCCUUGCUCCUCAUUUGCAUAAUAGGUUCACUGAAAGGACUUGUUGCUGGAUAUGCAACGAUGACUGGGAAGGCAAUGAUAUUCUUUUAUUUUAUGGUUUAUGGGGGCUAGCUGAAUUGAUACACUCUGGAUAUGUAAGAAAUAAAGCAGAAAUUUUUGUUGGUCAAGUGGAUUACACUGAAGCUCAAUUUUUUAGCACACUCCAGGAGAUCUGUAGUGACACUACUUCUCCUGGAAUAAAAUGGUAUGCUGCAUUUAUUCUGAGUUACUUUGGGUUAUAUGGUUUUCCAUGUAAACUUGGGAGGCGUAUUGGGAAUGCACUUAAUGCUAGUGAAUAUGCAGAUAUGCAGCUCAUUCUCUCAAAUAGGGUCUCUGUGAGUGUCCAUGGUGUCGUCCUUGCUGUUCGAUGUCCAUCAUUGCUGCCUCCUGAUGAGUUCCCUUGUUAUGAGAAAACAUUUGAUAAUUCUUCCUUAGGAUUCGAUGUAGAGAGGAGGGAUGGAAGGUUUCAAAAAGAAAUUCAUCUAUCUUCGCAUGUUGAUGGCCAGGCAUUGGCCAAACUGUUGGAAUUUGUUUAUUUGGGUUAUCUAAUUGCAGGAGAAGAACAUGUAAAGAAAGUGAAAUUCCUCGCCAAACGCUGUAGUUUACAGCCUCUGCUUAAAAUGCUUGGUAGAAGACAUCCCAAGUGCACCCUUUUCCCAAAAUAUGAUCUCUCUCUUGCUCUUGAUCCAGCCAAGCAAUGCUUUUCGGACAUUAUCCUGGAGGCUAAAGCCAUUGGAUCAGUUUCUUGGGUAUGUAGUAUAUGCUCCCAACCAGUGCCACAUAUGCAUGCUCACAAGGUUGUAUUAUGGUCAAGCUGUGAUCAUCUGCGGGCUAUGUUUCAGUCGGGCAUGGCGGAGAGUAAUUCUCAGACCAUAAAGGUGCCAGUUAGCUGGGAGGCAAUGGUUAAGCUAGUUAACUGGUGGUAUACUGAUGAAUUCCCUAGUCCUCCAUCUGGAUGUUUAUGGGAUAAUAUGGACACCGAGGAAAGGCUAAAUGUGCUGCAACCAUAUGUAGAGCUUUGCUGGCUUGCUGAAUUCUGGUUUUUAGAGUAUGUUCAGGAUGUCAGCUAUAGAAUAAUUGUAUCUUGUCUGGAAUCUGCCAGACAUUUGUCUAUCAAAAUGAUUAAAACUGCUAUUGAUUUCUCUCUUUGGAAAUUGGUUGAGGUGGCUGCAAAUUACCUGGCCCCUCAGUAUCGUCAGCUUUGCAACUCUGGUGACCUUGAAGGGCUGGAUGAAGAAGUUAUUGAUAUGAUUCGUGCAGCGUCUGUUCGACUUUCACAAGAAGGGUAGUGAACAAUUCAAUAUAGUGCUGUAUUGUUAUCAAGUUAAUGUAAGUUUUGAUAUGAUAGGAGCAGUAAAAAUUAAUUGUAAAUGUUUGUAAAGGUGGCAAUGUUUUCAUCUAUUUGUGUUCUUUCGUGUACUAUGCACUAAGGAGAAAGGGGUCUCUUAUUCAUACACAGGUUUCUGACAGUUGUUUUGCUAA
Messenger RNA from Ricinus communis (castor bean), 3366 nucleotides. Its product is annotated as BTB/POZ domain-containing protein At1g04390. Lineage: Eukaryota; Viridiplantae; Streptophyta; Magnoliopsida; Malpighiales; Euphorbiaceae. The record is from RefSeq and is a predicted model, not a curated record. Gene Ontology annotation, molecular function: protein binding.